Ctenopharyngodon idella (grass carp) is the source of this 4044-nucleotide messenger RNA. RefSeq lists its product as uncharacterized. The transcript has 9 exons. Lineage: Eukaryota; Metazoa; Chordata; Actinopteri; Cypriniformes; Xenocyprididae. Gene Ontology annotation, biological process: mRNA export from nucleus. The record is from RefSeq and is a predicted model, not a curated record. Bases 280 to 1362 code for a protein of 360 amino acids. Gene Ontology annotation, molecular function: mRNA binding.
GCGCUAUUUUAAGGGCUCUCGUCACAUUGGUCGUCAGAUUCAUCGCGCUGCUGGGCUGGGUCUUGCCAUUCACUUGAUCGACACAAAUAAACACAAGGAACGCGCUUUGAAACCGUGUUAAUUUUAAAACGUUUCAUAGUCCGUCUCGUCAUUGGCGUUUCUGUGUUUUGACAUUUGGAAGUUACCGAGUAUAAAUACUUUGGUGUUUUCGAGCCGUCAGAAACACUGACACGUGACGCUUUAGAAACUUUUGCGUGCGUAACGACACUGGAAGACGAAAUGGGGGAGAAUGAGGUACAGAUGGAGAACACAGAGCAGAUGCAGGAGUCUCACGCUUCAAGCUCGGACAAAAUCGACUUGUCAUUAGAUGACAUUAUAAAGCUGAAUAAGAAAGAGCAGAAGGCAAACAGAGCUGCGAACAGAGCUAAAAGUAAACGUGCUGCUAACAGGAACAACGUCUUGAAGAAACUCAACCAGGUUCCACAGCAGCAGAGGGAUCUCGGACGAGGAGCGCAACAGUACCAAGGUCCUGGCAGGUUGAGAGGUUUGAGGAGACAAAGGGGAUCCCGUAGGGGCAUGGUGUCAAGAGGGGGUUCACUAAACAGAGCCACUGCCAUGACCGGUGGACAGUUUGAUCAGACCACAUUCACAUCGAGGGGGACAUUCAGAGGACGAGGAAGAGGUAGAGGAAGAGGAGGCGGACUGAGCAGGGGUGCAAUGUCAUCAAGAGGACAACGGGGUGGAAGACCAUUUGUAUUAGAUAGAGGGUUUUCUGCCACAAAAAUGGCUGAGAAAUUACAAAAGUAUCAGAAAAUAAGAAGUCAAAGAACAGAACCAUCUGUCUCAACACUGACAGUUUCCCUGCCAAAUGCUACAUCUGCACCUGUCACUGUGACAACACCUAAUCAGGCUAGGAGGGGUGGGGCAGUGUUAAGGGGCAGAUCGUCUAGAGGAGCCAGUACUUCUUCACCUAAGGGGAUUCCUCUGCAGUUUAACUACAAAGCAACCACUAACCAGACUGCCGUAUCCCUCAAUGACCGUUUCACUGACCUGAGGUUCAGAGGGCGAGGACGAGGAAGGGGCAGUGGAAGAGGAAGAGGAGCUGUUGGAGGAGGCGGACGAGGCGGAGGAAGAGGAAGUGCUUUUGUGGGUGGACGAGGCAGAGGAAGAGGAAACACUAUAGGUCCUGGAAGAGGCAGAGGAAGAGGAAACAUUAUAAGUGCUGGAAGAGGAAGAGGAAAUAUUGUGGGGGGUGGAAGAGGCAGAGGAAGAGGAGGGGUUGGUGAUACAAGAGGAGGACGAGGCUUGAGAAGAGGGAGGGGAGGAUCAAGAGGAGCUGGUCGGACAGUAACUCUUCAGUGAUUAGAAUAACCAUUGUUCAGUUUUAUGAAUUAGUAGUGUUUACUGUUAGUGAUGCACCGAAAUUUUAGCAACCAAAAUUAUUUGAAAAUUACUUGAAACAGCAACAACAACAACAAAAAAUAAAAAAAGUAAUAAUUUUCAGUUUUGACCGAAAUAGUUUUGGAGGGCUUUGCUAUCACAGGACUACAUUACAGUUUAAAAUAUAUUAAAAUAGAAAAAUAUUUUUAAUUGUAAUAAUAUUACAAUCUAUUAUAUAUAAUAUUACAGUAUUACUGUUUUUACUGUAUUUUUCCAUCAAAUAAAUGCAGGCUUGGUGAGCAUAAGAGACUUCUUUCAAAAACAUGUAAAAAUCUUACAGACUCGAAACUUUUGAACGGUAGUGAAUAUCAUUGAGAAAAAUAUUAAAUAUAUCAGAUGUAAUCAUAAACUGAAACAGUGAAUUUUAAUUGCGUUUCUCCAAUGAUGGUAAACAUUGCCGCAAAAUGGACGCUCUUCAUCUUGAACAAAAAUGAUGCUAGAGUAACAAUAUGUAAAAAAUUGUUCAAAAUAUCAAGAGGUGGCUCAUUGCUAAAUAAGUUUACCUCAACUGGUAUAAUUUAUCACCUAAUCAUGAGACCCUGAGCAGCAUAAGGAGUUCAAUUACCCAAAUUUAAUUAACAAAACUUUCGGUUUCAGUUUUGGUUUUUCAGCUUAAUGAAAACUUUAAUUACAGUUUUGUAAUAAAAUAAUUUCGGUGCAUCACUAUUUACUGUAAUGAUGUGAUUCAGCUACAGUUUUUUUUUUACGAUUGCUUUGGUCUGAUUUUAAAAACAAGGACAAUUCACACAUUCACACACAAGUAGCAGAACAUUUCAGAUCUUUUGCAGCACUAAACACUUAAUUCGAAACUUUAAAAUAAUUUAACAAAACCCAAUUUUAACACUGUAUGGCACACACAUGGUUCAUACAAUCUGAUUCUGUUUGAACCACUUACACACUGCUGUGCUCAAGCUUAAACACUUCCAACAUUUAUACUUUUGCAAUGAGAUAAUCUGGGUUUGAUUUUUUUUUUUUUUUUUUUUUCCAGAGAUAGAGUAAAGCAUUAUUGACCAAACACACAAGACCAGUACUGCACAUUAGCGAAAAUAUUUAUUUCUCUCCACAUUGUAAAAACAGUCAAUACAUCCUUGCAUUUCCAAAGGUUGCAUUUUCCACUGAAAAUCACAACAUAUUCUAAAUAGUAUAUAGUACAUAGUCAACAAAAACCUUUGUGGAGACAAAAAAGUGUGAAUUAAGAAAAAAACCUUAGCAUCAUCUCUUCGCCUAGCUGGAUCUGGCCAUAGCACUUUGUGCACAUCACAGGCUAUGCCCUCUCUUGUAAGAUUAUGAGGGAAGAAUCCAUCCUUGCACAGACCUUGCAUAAAUUAUGUUACAGGCCUCCUCCAUGGCUUGAAUGAGGGAUAUCCUGACAUAGGGCUAGAGAUUGUUAACCUUCCACUGCCAUGCUGAAAAAAAAACUCCUCAUUGGGGAUAAGGAAGGGAGAGUAUGAUGGGUAAAAUUGUGGAUGCUCAUGAAACCAGUUUUGGACCAGAGCAGAUUGGUGGAAAGGUACUUUGUUGCAGAUGACAAUGUAUGUCACCUGCUCUGCAUUUAUUUGGUUUUAAACAUGGAAUAAGGUGAAUGGGUCCCAAAAAAUACUGAUGGAGGUCAUAUAGUAGGCUACAUUGUACUGUAGACAGUAGAGAAUUUUUUUUUUGUUUUUCUCCUGUGCUCUUGUCAAAUUGUCCAAAUUACUGUAGCAACAGUACUGUAUAUCUUGUUGGGCUGAACUCUCUGUCCAGCCUCUCUCAAUGUCAACCCAUGGUUUACAACAUGAUCAACCAAGGUUGCUCGAAUCGCAUUUGAUAAAUGUUGUCCUCGUCUUUUUUGUCCAGAUCCUCCUCCGGGUCUACCUCUUCCUCUUCCUCUUCCUCCACGGGCUCCCCCUCUCAUCCUCACUCUCCCUCUGCAAUGUUGUCUUCCAUUUUUGUUGAAGACAAAUAAACUCACCUGUUUCCUUUUUAUAGUGCUUACACUUGAUUGUUGAGUUUACAAUUAAGCACCCAAGUGUCUGCACACCUGACGGCCAUGUUUGAUCAAUUGGUCCAUAGGUAUUUUAGAAAGCAGUGCCUUGAGAUGGCAAAGAAGUGACAUAUUAGAUUUCUGUGUCUAAAGAAGUGUGUGUAGUGAUUUGCAAAAAGUGUGAGGCUGAGAAUGUGCUUAUAGUUGUGCAGGUCUGGGCUGAGGUUUUGCUUCUUGAGUGUCAGGUUUCACUAAUUGUGUGUUAUUUCAAUCGUAAAAAAAAAAAAAAAACUGUAAAUAUUUGAAAGAAUUCUUACAGGGAUAAGGAGGUUUUAUUGCAGUGUACAAACAGAAGAUUGUCCUUUUUAAAAGAAAAUGUAAAUUGUUAUAUGAUGAAGAUUUUUACAUUUUUAGGUUAGAAAAAAGAAGGAAAAAUACACUUUUGAAGGUAACUCAGAGGAUAAUGAAGUGCCUCUUCAUAUACGGUGUAAAUACUGUUUUGCAUUCUGACACUAGAAGAGUUCCUCUCAGUAAUAAAAAUUAUAGCCUAUACUUCAAACCAAAUGUAAUUAUGCAAAGAAGUUGUUUACAUUUGAUAUCAUCAUAUCAAUAAACCAAACAAUGGACAUUUUUUGACAGUA